Messenger RNA from Zeugodacus cucurbitae (melon fly), 1380 nucleotides. RefSeq names its product terpene synthase (gene qm). The record is from RefSeq and is a predicted model, not a curated record. Gene Ontology annotation, molecular function: prenyltransferase activity. Gene Ontology annotation, biological process: isoprenoid biosynthetic process. The coding region runs from base 185 to 1186 and encodes 333 amino acids. The transcript is spliced from 7 exons. Lineage: Eukaryota; Metazoa; Arthropoda; Insecta; Diptera; Tephritidae.
AAACGCAAGUGAUUUGUCAAAGAAUCACCUACACAUCGUAUAUUUCUUUGGUUUAAUCCCUUCGUUCUACAAUCUGUUCCAAGCAGACAAGUGGUGUCUGACAAGUCGUUCAGUCGUGUGAAAAUUAAGUGUUCUUAACACUCGCCAAAUUUGUGUACUUAUUUAAGUUAUCCCAUUUGCCUAAAUGCCAGUGAUGAAUAACAUGGAAGAAUUGUGCUCUAUACUCGCGAAAACGCGUGAUCCAUCAGCGCAAAAAGAACAAGAUGAGAUUCUGUUGCAGCCGUUCGCUUACAUACAACAAAUACCAGGCAAACAAUUUCGCUCCGAAUUGGCCUUGGCAUUCAAUCAUUGGCUAAAUAUUCCGGCUGAGAAACUUCACCAGAUUGGCGAAAUUGUGCAAAUGCUGCACAAUUCCAGUUUAUUAAUUGAUGAUAUUGAAGACAAUUCAAUACUUCGCAGAGGUGUUCCCGUAGCCCACUCUAUUUACGGUGUACCCAGCACCAUCAAUGCGGCGAAUUAUGUGCUCUUUCUUUCACUGCAAAAGGUGCAACAGUUGGGCCAUCCAGAGGCUACCAAUGUCUACACCGAACAACUGUUGGAACUGCAUCGUGGUCAAGGCAUGGAAAUCUAUUGGCGCGAUAAUUUCACUUGCCCCUCCGAAUCGGAUUACAAGCUAAUGACCAUACGCAAGACGGGCGGCCUCUUCAUGUUGGCCAUACGUUUGAUGCAACUGUUCAGCGAGAAUAAGGAGGAUUUCACGAAGUUGACCGCCAUACUUGGCUUGUAUUUUCAAAUACGCGAUGAUUACUGCAAUCUCAGCUUGAAGGAGUAUACGCAAAAUAAAAGCUUCGCUGAGGACUUGACCGAGGGAAAAUUUGGUUUUCCCGUUAUACAUGCCGUACGUUCGCAGAAGCACGAUAAGCAGGUUUUGCAUAUUCUGCGUCAACGCACUCAGGACAUAGAAGUUAAGAAAUACUGCAUUGGUUUGCUUGAGAAAUUAGGCAGCUUUCAAUAUACGCGCGAAGUAUUGGAAUCGCUCGACAAAGAAGCGAGAGCUGAGGUCGCACGUUUGGGUAGUAAUCCCUACAUGGAUAUGUUACUGAACAAAUUGUUGUCAUGGAAAGCAAAUGAGAACCACACCAAUCACAAUGAUAUUGCUACGUCGAGCAAUCAUAAUAGCAAUUAACAACCAAAGAGGCAAAAGAGGGAAACUUGAAUUGACGCAAGCGUUAAUUCCACAACCUCUUUUGCUGUUAAAAGCGAAAUGAAUCUGAUCGAAGUUUUCUUGCAAAAACUCAAUAUUUUUUAAACUAUUCAACAAGCGCCUAUUCAAGCCUAAAUUAAAUGUUAAUUUGAAAUUAUCAUAUUUACACAAACAAA